AGAUCUAUAAGGAAUGAUUAUUAGUCCAACAAAGCACUGUAAAAGUGACCGGGCUCAUCCUCACACAGAGUUGUGCCGUGUCUACAGAUAACAGACUUUAUGUAGUUCCACUCCAGAACAUUUAGACAGUAAGAUGCGAUAAAAGUGUUGCUGGAAUAAAAGACUUCAGGAUUACUUUACUUCAGGAUGUCGUUCUUGGAUCUGCUCAAACUGUUGGAGCUGAGUCUCAUACUGAUCCUGACUGUGAAUGCAAAAGGCCAGGAGUGGAGUGUAGAUGUGCCUUCAUUCAUUAAUGCAACAUUAGGUGCAACAGUGACCAUCCAGUGUACAUUUAACUAUCCGCAUGAACAGCAAACAGACAAGGUUCAGCUUUACUGGAAAGUGCCUAUAUCAAGAGCAUUUGACACCAAAGUUGAAGUCAAACAUGCAUUUAUUUAUCACCCAAUUGACGCCUAUGUGCUCAAGCAGUACAGAACAAAGACCAAACUCAUCGGUGAUAAGACCAUGAAAAACUGCUCCCUCAUGAUCAAGAACAUCAAAGAUGAUAUAAACCAGCUCUAUCUGAGAGUUACUGGAAAGAAUGACAGCUACAGUUUUGUUAAGAAUAAUGUAUCUAUUCGUGUGUACGGUUCUCUAAAACCCAUCUCAGAUAAAUACGGUAUGUGCUUUGUUCCCCUCCCCUCAGCCACAUGA
This is a messenger RNA of Thalassophryne amazonica, 693 nucleotides long. RefSeq names its product myelin-associated glycoprotein-like. Lineage: Eukaryota; Metazoa; Chordata; Actinopteri; Batrachoidiformes; Batrachoididae. The transcript has 3 exons. Bases 187 to 693 code for a protein of 168 amino acids. The record is from RefSeq and is a predicted model, not a curated record.